AUGCGCGUUCCGCCGCCGCGCGUGCGCAGUGCGCGGCGCGGCCAUGGCGGGGUCGGUGCGGGGGCCGUGGCGCGGCGGUUCCUGUCCGAGUACGCGGCGGCACCGCGGCGCCUCAAGGCGCUGGACGCCUUCCUGCUCUACGUGCUGCUCACGGCGCGCUGCAGUUCGGAUACUGCCUUGGCGUCGGCACCUUUCCCCUUCAACUCCUUCCUCAGCGGCUUCAUCUCCGCCGUCGGCAGCUUCAUCCUGGGCGUUUGCCUCCGGAUCCAGAUCAACCCCCAGAACAAGGGCGAGUUCCAGGGCAUCUCCCCAGAGCGGGCGUUCGCCGAUUUCCUCUUUGCCAACACCAUCCUCCACCUCGUCGUCAUCAACUUCGUUGGCUGAGCUCUGGGAGAGGCUGCUAGGUCUUGAAUUGCUCCUGAGCUCUGAUGGCAAAACCUGGCAUAGGGAAGUGCAGUUCCCCAGCAGACUCUCACCUUCUGCCUUGGUGGAGGAAGGGACUCAGGUUUUUCCCCACAGUGUCCUAUGGAGGGGUCUGCAGCCUCAUUAUGUACCUGUAAUCCUUUCCGUCAAUAAAACCCUGUGUGACACUGCA
Molecule: messenger RNA, 595 nt
Organism: Manacus vitellinus (golden-collared manakin)
Lineage: Eukaryota; Metazoa; Chordata; Aves; Passeriformes; Pipridae
Gene: DAD1
Product: defender against cell death 1
Exons: 4
Coding region: 1-384 (127 amino acids)
Biological process (GO): protein N-linked glycosylation
Cellular component (GO): oligosaccharyltransferase complex; membrane
Source: RefSeq, a predicted model, not a curated record